Molecule: messenger RNA, 2702 nt
Organism: Folsomia candida
Lineage: Eukaryota; Metazoa; Arthropoda; Collembola; Entomobryomorpha; Isotomidae
Exons: 5
Coding region: 812-1609 (265 amino acids)
Source: RefSeq, a predicted model, not a curated record
GGCUGACGCAAAUCGGUUAAGCUUUGUCGUUAUCAGAACAUAAUUCUAGAGCUUAUGUUUGAUCCUCUUUUUCCUGUUGCCAGCUCAUAUGUUUAAAAACAUAAAAUCAAGAACGUAAGCAGUUUCCAUCAAAAUACGAGUUUUUAAUACCCGUGCAACGAUAAAUUACCUUUGUUAAACUUCAAUAGAAGAAAAGUUUUGCUAAAAUUAAACAGUUGUUUUAAACGCUGACAAAUCGUUUUAAUACGCACAACAAGUUAAAUCAUCAAGUUCGGUUUAUUUGGAAUAACUUUGAAGUUCGAGUAGCCCUGGCUGUUUGGCUUGGGGGUGAGAACCGGUGGCUUUCGGCACUCGGAAGGUCUAUGGUUCGAUCCCUCAUAUCUUGGCAGCUGGGGCAGCCCUCCCUGGGUGCCAGUUACACACAUUGUAGCUGGACACUCAGUAGAGUGGACUGAGCAUGCUGCCUUUCCGUGGCAGUAUUCGCGUCCAAAGGGGCAUACAUUAAGAUUGAAUAGGCAGUGGUGGGUAGAGGAUAGGCGGAGUGGGACUGGCCCCGUAAGUGCAGGGGUGAGUGGUGGUGCUUACGGCAAGCCGGCGUCUCUUCCUGUCUUACUAUCCUUAAAUGGUUUCUCGAUCCCCAUAUCUCAUCAAUAGAUAUGGGGAUUAUACCUGAGCAACUAGAUAGCCACUGUCAUACGGUGUAAGUAAGAGGAUAUGCAAUAGAUCUGAUGGAUGAUCUGAGCAUUGGGCUCCUCCAACAAGAGGAACCCUCCUCCCAAAAUACAUACAAGUUCGACGGGAAGCAUGCAGUAUGGACUUGCCUUGGCCUUCAACACGAGUUGCAAUGGUUUCUGCAGAUUAUAUUUCAACGUGCAAUGACAGUAUAGUCGCAACAACGAGCGCAAUGUCGAAAGCCUUGAUGAAUCCAUUGAUUCUCGACAAUAUCUUUCACCAUCUUUGUAUACCUGAUUUGAAGUCGUGCCGCCUAGUCAGCCAUUGCUGGGACGAUCAUGGCGCCACUUUAUUAGGAAAGCGAACAUUCUUUGAUGUCAACCAACUUUUCGAUUACAAUUCUGGGUCCAAUUUAUACCUGGUGACUCAGCUCGUCUGCUAUAAACUGACUCGAAGCCUAAAAAUUUACGAUGAGUUCGACUUACUCGCCCAAAGACACAAGGCUAUCGACAUCAUCACGAAAGGGUUACGCAUGCUGCAAUCCAAUGAUAUCCGACACGUCUGUCUCAUUAUGGAGGACGUUAACAACCCUGCAGAUGAAUGUGUACCUCAAAAAAUCCCAGUUCACCCUAAUCUGACUUCAAUUAAGUACCGUCCUUAUAAGGGUUUAAACAGUAGCAACGAUCUGCAUCCAUUUGUUCAAGGAUUGAUUGAUUCCGCACCAAAUUUGACCUUUUUGGACGUCUGGGGUUCCUCCUUACUGAAUUUGGAGAGGUGCAUAAAGCUCAAGUCGCUUAAAUUCUACGUCAUCAAUUCCGACUUCACCAAAACUAUUAAUGACGUGAUCGCACUGUUGGGACAAGUUAAAGAUACAUUGGCAGAGGCGGAGUUAAUCUACAACAGUAAUUUGUGUAAUUCGCUGCAGGUAAAACUUUAAUUUUGCAUUUGUUUUCCGAGAAAGUGAAGUUAAAAAGUAUUUGUUCAAUCUUCGUAAUUUAAAAAUGGUGACGAAAUUAUUAUCUCAUUAUUCUUCAAUUAAUUGAAUCAUGGCUGAAUAGUUUAUCUACCGUCAUUAUGUAUGAAAUCAGCGAUUUGUGCGCAGGUAUGGUAAAUGCGUAGGCUAAGAUGCGCAGCUUCCAUGUUCUUCGGCCACCGGCGUCUGGUUUCGCCCAGAACCUUCGCUUCCAGCGUCUACGUUUCCGACCAAAAUGUGCUUCCAGACCUUUCGCCUCCGACAUCCUGCAACAAUUUAAAAGUUCUAGUUCGUUCGGUUCCAUUGUUCCGGAGUUGCUUCUGAUUUUUGGAAGUCGUAAAAUUUCGCCCCUACAUAAAUAGGAUGUCACAUGACUGUUAACUUAUCCCAAUCUUUAUCUUUGCAUUGAAUUCAGAGACAAAAGAUGAAUGUUCCUGUCAUGUUGAAACUGAUUUCACUCACCAUCUACCCAUUUGAGGAGCGCCCCACCCCUGACUUCUUUAACGAGAUUCAUCUCCCAGCUUUGAAGAUCUUGCGGUUCAUAACCUUGGAACAGCCCGAUGGCAUUGGCAAACCAUCUAAAAAUGUGGCAGCGACACCGAGGUGUCGAAUCUCUUUCUGUGGUGCUGCAACAUAAUGGGGAUAUGCAGUGGGGCGGAUUUACGGAUAGUAUCGUCCAGUUAUUUCCCGCCGUUAAGAAAUUCGACUUAAAAAUACCUUCCUUAAGUAUGAGUUCAAGCUACGCAGUUAAGCGAAUGAUGGAGCCGUUCCAAAUUUGGGACCUGGAGCAUGUAAACUUUGACUUGGAAGAAGUGAACAAAUCGGCGGUGGUAGUUGAAAUCCUGAAGAACAUGUCGCUGUUGAAGGGGCUUGGUCUUACAAGGGAAGGUCCCCGACUGCUUAUCGUAUCCAGGGUACCCACAAUGUUUUUCAGAAUCUACUAGGACCCCCGAUGAAAGAUUCAUUGAUAUUUACCUGUAAAACUCAUAUUUGGCGCCAUGGCUUGGCGCCAAACUUAAAAAUUUGCAUUUUCGACCAAUUUCAAACCCUCAUAACU